This is a messenger RNA of Exophiala xenobiotica, 1666 nucleotides long. RefSeq lists its product as uncharacterized. Gene Ontology annotation, biological process: endoplasmic reticulum tubular network organization; membrane organization. Gene Ontology annotation, cellular component: endoplasmic reticulum; membrane. Lineage: Eukaryota; Fungi; Ascomycota; Eurotiomycetes; Chaetothyriales; Herpotrichiellaceae. The coding region runs from base 249 to 1109 and encodes 286 amino acids. The transcript is spliced from 3 exons. The record is from RefSeq and is a predicted model, not a curated record.
GCUUUACCUACUUUAUUCACUGCUGCCCUUCACCACCAAACUAAACUGCUUGCUUCAAACAGCUAUUUGUUCGUUUGUCUGCACCUUCUACCCGCAGCUUCGUUUCCCUCGCUCAUAAACCACUCUCACACUUAUCAUCCACCCGCCCGCGUUCUCCCUCUCAGGUCGUCGCUCAAGAUCCACGCGAAACUUCCCCCAACCUUCCACCUUGACCGCCCCUCCAUUGACUUCGUGACAAACUUCCAGCAAUGGCUCCUCCUCCACCUCCUGCCAAUGCCUCGCUCGGUGAACGACUGACAAGACUCGCUACUACCCUGCAAUUCGCGUGGUUUCUCGGCCACUUCACUCUCCUGGUCUCGGUCUUCCGCUAUGGCCUUUCCUACUUCACCUUCAACUACUACUCGAAAUGGGCGGCCUUUACCUACAGACUGGCUUUCAUCUCGGCUGUCGCCACCUACGGAAUCGUCGUCUUCAAGGCUUAUCGAGCUCGCGUGAAGCCUGGUGACCCUAUCGGUCGUACCGCCAUGCUGCUUCUCUCAGACGAGAAUGUGCAAUACUUGCUUAUUAGCUUGGUCUGGCUCUACUCCAGGCAGAUUCCGCUGGCCUUGCUGCCAUUUACCGUCUACUCGGUUUUCCAUGUUGCAACCUACACUCGCACCAACAUCAUCCCGACCCUGUCCCCUCCCAAGGCUGCGCCAGGCAGCACACCCACCUCUCCCGGUGCUGCCAAAUCUCAAUCACCUCUGGCCAACUCUAUCGGACGAUUUGUCAAGGAGUACUACGACAGCUCGAUGAUGCUGGUUGCUGCACUUGAGAUCCUCCUGUGGUUCCGCCUCUUGCUCUCUGCCUUCACCUUCAGCAAGGGUUCUUGGAUCCUCUUGGCCAUCUACACUGUCUUCUUGAGAGCAAGAUUCCACCAGAGUCAAUUUGUUCAGGGCGCUUUCUCUCGUGGAUCUGCCCACAUUGACCAGCAAGUUCAGAACCCCAACUUCCCACCUGCGGCCAGACAAGGUUGGGACACUGUGAAGGGUCUUGGUCGUCAAGUUGUCGAUGCCACCGAUGUGCGAAAGUAUCUGGGUGGAGCGACUGCGCAGAAGAAGCCUCAGUAAACGGAUAAUGACACGGUGCACCGAAAACGUUGGUUCAAGCAGAUCUCUGGCUAUAUUUCGAACACGAGAACUCGUCGAGGUAGCGCUGGUGUAUGCCAACAAACGUCUGCACGUGGGGGACGACCACGCCUCGAAACGGUAGCCUUUGGUAGAGACAAAGUGGUGUCGACCUCUGGAAGGUGUGGUGAUGAUGCCUGUCUUGGGCAGUCGGCAGGAGAGUGUUGGCUUAUUGUAUUGUGAUAAUGGCUGGGAGGUCAACAGCUGCUCGGGGACUCAUUUAGGGUCUCGAUAUCGGAAGUUGAGGAUGAAGACGCGCGGUGGUGGGAUGAGAAAAGGGACAAAGCAUUGCAGUGGCGCUCAGACUACGUUGUUUGAAUUGUACUACAGUCCUCAGUCGGACAAGAAAGCAAAGUGGUUCACUUGCUUUUGGACAAAGGGUAAAAGGAUAGGAGUGCACAGCAGACAUUUAUUGCAUCAGUAUUGAUUUAUCUUGCGCGUCUGCUGUCUCUUGAAGUAACGAGUGAUUAUCAAUGUUAAGAAUGCUGAGCCUAGCUGCC